AGGAAGAAAUCCAUAAUCAUUCGCUAACGCACGCGCAAGAAUAUGAAAGGUCUGUCUUUGAAUCGCAUUUAAUGGUGCAUGAAGAACAAAAGCAAACAGAUUUCCCGGCAGGAGACGUAAUGAUGACAUCGGAAUAA
Molecule: messenger RNA, 137 nt
Organism: Acaulospora colombiana
Lineage: Eukaryota; Fungi; Glomeromycota; Glomeromycetes; Diversisporales; Acaulosporaceae
Source: the annotation of a GenBank genome assembly